AAUAGUUUCCCUAAACAGUAGGUUUUAGUGCACCAACACUGUACACAGCAUGUAGAUACCACUUUAGAGUAUGAGUGAAUUUGGUUUUUCAAAAUAUAUCCUAAAAGUUUACAGAUUAUAUUUCUAAUAAUUUUAUCUCUUGAUAACGAAAAUGAGAAAGCGAAGACUAAUAAAAUUUGAAGAUGAUAAGGAGCAGGAACGUCUUCAUGAUAACACUCGAACUAACAAAAAGAACAACCUCUGGGAUCUAUUCAAGAAUGUCCCUGCUAAAAAGCUGUCCAGUUUAAUGGAAGAAAACACAACAUUAGAAAAUUCCAUUGUUGCUCUAAAAAUUGCAACGUGUAUUGUAACGUUUGCUUGUGUACUGGGUGGAGCUGUGAUAUCUAAAGGAACUCUACUUUUUAUGACAUCCCAGAUCAAACCUAAUCAAUCUCGCAUAUACUGCAAUAAAGAUCUAGACGUCUCUGGACAAUUCACGGCUACAAUUUCGGAUACAGAAAGGGUGGCUUGGAUAUGGAUGUUAAUGUUUGUGUUUUUCGUACCUGAAUUGGAAACUUUUUUACAUUCUAUAUACGUUUGCAUCUUCAGGAGCUGGCAUAUGCCCACAAAAAGGGAUUUUAUAAUUAUUUUUAUAUCAGAAACUCUGCCAACUAUCGGGACAGCGAUGUUUUUAUUUUGCAUUUUGCCAGAAAUCGAUGUCGUAAAGGGGGCAAUGUUAACUAACGCCGUUUGUGUGAUUCCUGGCAUUGUAGGACUUUUAAGUUCCCGAGCAAGAUGGAACACAACGAAAGUUUUAUACAUCCUGGACAUCGCAAGCGUGUUAGCACAAGUGUCAGCAUUAGUCAUUUGGCCAUUGAUUUCGGACAACAAAACCCUAUGGUUAAUUCCGGUUUCCCUGGUUUUAAUAUCAUGUAGAUGGUGGGAAAAUUUCGUGUCGGAAGAUUCCCCUGUGCCUUUCAUAAAAACAUGUGCACAAAAUACGAAGGAAUUCAAAAACGACAGAUAUUUUGCUUACGUCUUCGUCUCGGUCUGGAAAUGCCUUUUAUUCUUCUGUACCGUAAUCAUUAUCAUUUAUAUUCAAGAAAAAAAGAUCGCUUUUCUUUUCACGGAAUUCGACACAGCCUUCUCAGACCACUAUAUCAAUAUAAACCAGAUUCUACCUGUAAUUGAAGACACUUCAGAUUUAAGUUUGGCACAAAUCGUUAUAAGAGAAGAAAAAACACACGUGAAUGCUGAUUAUAUGGCUCCAGUUUGGGUUUUCGUUUUUAACAUACUUGGAUCAUACGUAUGUUAUAUUUUCGGAAAAUUCGCUUGCAAAAUAAUGGUACAAACAUAUUGUUACGCCUUUCCGAUCAAUCUAACCGUGCCAACGCUCAUUACAGCACUGGUUGCAUUCUGUGGAGUUUACAGUAUCGAUGAAUGUGCUUUUAAAAAUGCAAUUCCUCAAUAUUUGGCUUUCAACAGUCCCCCGCAGUAUUUUCUGCAAAACUUUAUCGAAAGCAAAUUCACUUGUAUGUGGUUGAUCUGGUUGCUUUCACAAAUCUGGAUUUCCUUCCACAUUUGGAAACCUCGAACCGACAAAGUUGCAAGAACAGAUAAAUUAUUUGCAAAGCCUUUGUACGAUGGGGUUUUCAUCGAUCAAUCUCUUGGGCUUAACAGAAAAAGAAACUACAAAUCGAUAACGGAAGUGAAAAAAGAAUUGUCGGACAAUGACAACAAAGAUUCAUCUCCGUCCAUCCAGGAGGAGACCACAAGAAUUUACGCAUGUGCUACCAUGUGGCACGAAACUACCGAAGAAAUGAUGGAAUUUUUGAAAUCAAUCUUCAGACUUGACGAAGACCAAUGUGCCAAGAGACUCGCCAAAAACUAUCUGGAAGUUGACAUCCCCGAUUAUUUCGAAUUAGAAACUCAUAUAUUUUUCGAUGACGCCUUUGUAAGAAUAUCCGUGGAUGAUAAUAAUCCCACUGUUAACGAAUGGGUAAGUCAACUUGUGCAAGCCGUAGAUAAGGCUGCCUCCGAGGUACACAAAACGGAUCUUCGAAUAAGACCACCGAAGAAAUACAUUACACCUUAUGGAGGAAGACUGGAAUGGACGCUUCCAGGAAAAACGAAGAUGAUUGCUCACCUCAAAGACAAAGCUAAAAUUCGACCCAAGAAGCGAUGGUCACAAGUGAUGUACAUGUAUUAUUUGUUAGAGCACAGGUUAAUGGAAAGAAAAGACCUUUCGCCGAAACGGAAAGACAUCAUCGCAGAAAACACUUACAUUUUGACUUUGGAUGGAGACAUGGAUUUCCAACCCCAAGCAGUUCAUUUAUUGGUGGAUCUCAUGAAGAAAAAUAAGAAGGUAGGUACUGCUUGUGGAAGAAUUCACCCUACUGGCUCCGGAGUGAUGGUAGAGUGUCAAAAGUUCGAAUACGCCAUAGGACACUGGCUUCAAAAAGCCGCCGAACAUAUGUACGGUUGCGUGCUCUGCAGUCCUGGAUGUUUCUCCCUUCUCAGAGCCAAAGCAGUGAUGGACGACGAUGUUAUGAAAAAAUAUGCCAUGAGAUCGAAGAAGGCCACGCAUUUUAUACAAUGUGAUCAAGGUGAAGACCGUUGGUUGUGCACUUUACUCCUUAAGAAAGGAUACACGGUUGAAUAUUGUGCAGCUUCAGACGCCUACACUCACGCACCAGAAGGAUUUAACGAAUUUUACAACCAACGUAAACGAUGGAUACCUUCGACUUUUAUCAAUAUUCUUGAUCUGAUUCAAAACUCCAAGAAAACCUUUGAAAUAAACGACAACAUAUCAAGAGGUUACAUAAUCUAUCAUAUUAUCAUGAUGGUUGGAACUGUCCUCGGUCCUGGGACUUUGGUACUCAUGGUAACUGGGGCUUCCGUCACCACAUUUUCUGUUGACCAAUACACAAGUCUCAAAUGGAACGUUAUUCCUUUGAUUAUUUACAUGGUGGUUUGCUACUACUGCAAAUCGAAUAUUCAGUUAAAGAUGGCAUCAAUUAUGAGUAGUGUUUACGCGUUGGUAAUGGUGGCAGCUUUAGUUGGCGUUGCUCUUCAAAUGUUCGAAGAUGGUUGGUAUGCUCCUAGCAACUUCUUCGUGCUGUUGAUGGGAGCAGAACUUCUAAUGGCCGCUGUACUCCAUCCCAAGGAGUUCAGAUAUCUUUCUCACGGUCCCAUCUAUUUCAUUAGCAUUCCCAGUAUGUACCUGAUCCUGGUCAUUUAUUCCGUCUUUAAUUUAAACAACGUUUCUUGGGGUACCAGAGAAGUCACUGUUGUACCUAAAGCUGGUACUGAUGCGCUAGAGAAAAAAUACGAAAAGGAUCUGCCCAAAACUCACAAAAAUUUUCUAAGCCAAAUAUUCGGUAAAGGUGAUGGUACCACGCAAUCUCUCCAAUUUUCAUGUGGCGGUUUGUUCAAAACACUAACACUAAAAGACAAUAAUAUCAAAAAACUGGAAAGCAAGCUAGAAAGCACCAGGAAAAUAAUACCCCUGCAACCAAUACAAUCGAAUCGAUCAUCUUCAAUAAGAUCUAGGCGACGAACUACGAUUACUAAAGGACUCAAAGGGGAGUUAUCAAAAGUUUUAGAAAAUGCAGAAGACCAAUAUUCACUGAUAAGCGAAAGUCAAAUAUCAGAAAAAACAAUAAGCGAACGAAACAGUUGGAUGUAUGAGGACAAGUUGGGAAAGGGAGAAUUCGGUUGUAUUUCGACAAACGAAAAAAAUUUCUGGGAACGUCUGAUCGAGAAAUAUCUCCACCCUAUCGAAGACGACAAGGAAAAAGUGACAAAAGACCUGAAAAACUUACGUGACAAAACCGUUUUGAUGUUCCUAUUGAUAAACGGACUUUUUAUUGUUGUGAUUUUCGUGCUCACACUCAAUAAGGAUUUGAUACAAAUCGAUUGGCCCUUGGGAAUAAAAUACAACUUUGUAUACGACGACGCUACCGGUAACAUUCAACUGACCACAACAUUUUUGAAACUGGAACCAAUUUCUCUUAUAUCCGUAAUUUUCUUCGGAUGUUUAAUGGGUCUUCAGUUUAUUGGUAUGCUUAUGCACAGAUUUACCAUAUUCUGUCAGAUUUUGUCAAAUACAUCGGUUCGAAUUGGCCGUUUCCAAAAAUCGAAAAAUAAGCAAACCGACGAAGUAUUAUUAGAAAAAGAUCCCGUAAGGAUGGUUAAAAAGCUUAUCCAAUUAAGAGACGUCAAAAAAGAAAAAGAUAUAGAAAGGAGAAACACUAGUAUCGAAAGGGUCAAAGAUGGUGUCAAAUCUGAUGAAGCUACAACUACAGACUUAACACAUGCCUUCAGUAGACGGUUAGCCAAAUUUAGAAGCUACGGUACAAACCUAUAAAGAAUAAGUACUAUUUAAAGAUAAAUGACAAUCGUUAACAAGUGACGAUUGACAUUGUUGCGAAUAAAAACACUGUUUAAAGAUGUUCUUAUUUGUUUUAAUUACAGAAGGUAACGACGCAACUGUAAGAAAAUCGAUUGUUUUUGAGAUUAACAAAUACAGAUCGACCAUAGCCCAUCUGAAUAGUCGUUCAGUAACUUCGGGAAAUGUAAGAUCGCGUCAUACCCAUGUCAAUUUUGGUUAGUAAUCAGAAGGUGAAACAGUUAAACAAGUAAAUUGUCAAUUUUAUAUGUACUGCCCGAACUAAAUAAUUUAUGCGCCAAGACAUAAAUGUCAAUAUAAUGCUUUUAUUUAUUAUCUGCACAUAUAUGUACCUACACUACGAUUCAAGAAAUUUAAAAAAAUUAUAGCAGAAAUUCUGCAAAACAGUUGCCUUAUACUUUUUUAUUUAAGUUUGUACCGUUAUAAGAUCA
This is a messenger RNA of Agrilus planipennis (emerald ash borer), 4821 nucleotides long. RefSeq names its product chitin synthase chs-2-like. The coding region runs from base 152 to 4348 and encodes 1398 amino acids. Gene Ontology annotation, cellular component: cell septum; cell periphery. The record is from RefSeq and is a predicted model, not a curated record. The transcript has 18 exons. Gene Ontology annotation, molecular function: chitin synthase activity. Lineage: Eukaryota; Metazoa; Arthropoda; Insecta; Coleoptera; Buprestidae.